UAUUUAUCAUGAAAUCCCUUAUUACCUCCCUCCUCCCAGCGGCUACGCUCAUUCACGCAGCCGCCAUUUGGCCAACGCAUUCAUUUCACACAACCGAUACAAACACACCCAUCCUCAACAUCACCAAAUUCGGCCCAACAGCCCCCGGCUUCCUCUUCAUCGCCCCCUCCACUAGCACCGGCGGCUCACCUGCGAUCUACGCCGACACCGGCGACCUGGUCUGGCACGGGCCCGAGGGCAAAACAUACGCCUACCAGCCACAGACACUGCACGGUGAGCCAGUUCUCACCUUCUGGCAGGGUCAUAACGUCAAGGGCUUCGGGUACGGCCAUAUCAGCAUCCUAAAUGCGUCGUAUGAGGAAAUCCACCGCGUAACCUUGCCGGGGUCAAAAGAUAGUUCAUUCGUUACAGCGACGAAUGAGUCGUUUCCGUCUUAUAUCGACAUUCAUGAGAGCGCGAUUACAGAGCACGGAACAAUUCUGGUGACGGCUGUAAACGUGACGCAGACGGAUUUGACGUUUGUUGGUGGCGAGCGCGAUGGGUGGGUCCAGGAUGGACUGGUGUAUGAGAUUGACAUCGAGACCAACGAGGUCUUGUUCCGGUGGAGUGCUGUUGAACAUAGCGAGCAGUUGCCCUUGGAGUAUGUGGAGUAUCCACUCAAUGAUGCGGGGAGAAACAGCUCUGUCCCGUACGAAUGUCCGCACCUGAACUCCGUAGCCAAGUACGGCGAUACAUAUCUCGUUUCGUCGAGGGUGAUCUGGUUUGGUUACUCCAUGUAUGCCCGUGCCUGCCCUAACCUUGCCUCAAUGGAACGAGCUAACAGGUACGUCCAGGGACAAAAAGGAGGCACAUAUACCCUCCCCUCAACCCCAGGCUCAACCUUCUGCUACCAACACGACGCGCGCAUCCACGCACACACAUACCCCGGGCACCCCAAUGAGACGAUAACCCUCUCACUUCACAAUAACGACAACACAGAUGCCACCAUUCCGCGCCGUCUGACAACCGGGUUAGUCUUUAACCUGCACCCAUUCAACAAAUCAGCUACGCUGAUAUCCCGCACCUACGAUGCCCGGGAUCCUGUCUCGGCCGUGUCCCAGGGGAACUACCAGGUCCUUCCUUCUAACGGAACUGGAGCUGGACUUGGAGGGUACUAUGUGGCGGGCCAUGGCGCUGUACCGAAGAUCGAGGAGUAUGAUUCUGCCGGGAAGGUUGUCAUGAGGGGGUGGUUCGGUGCGAAGAUCGAGAAUACAAGUACGAGUAGCUAUGAUUGGACUUCUUAUCGGGGCUAUAGAGAAAAUUGGGUUGGGAGACCCAGAAGUCGUCCUAGUAUUUUUGCUUGUCGGGAAGAGGAUGAACAGAAGGUUGAUGUUUGGGUGAGCUGGAACGGGGCCACAGAUGUAAAGGGGUGGAGGAUUUAUGGGCUGAGCUCGAGUUCUAAAGGGGAAAGAAUGAGGGUCUUGCGGGACGUGGCGAAGAGUGGGUUUGAGACGAGGGCUGUGCUUGGGGCUGAUAUUGACGAUAUUGAAGUUAGGGAGGGCAGUGUGGAUGUGAUCAUAGUGGAAGCUAUUGGAGGUGUUGGGGAAGGCGCCAAGAGUGAGGCUGUACGUGUUGGGUCCUGCUCUACGCAGUAAAAGUGAGGAUGUGCUAUAGGUAACU
Molecule: messenger RNA, 1659 nt
Organism: Aspergillus nidulans FGSC A4
Lineage: Eukaryota; Fungi; Ascomycota; Eurotiomycetes; Eurotiales; Aspergillaceae
Product: arylsulfotransferase family protein
Exons: 2
Coding region: 9-1634 (541 amino acids)
Source: RefSeq, a predicted model, not a curated record